AUGGCCAGCAAUAUACCCGCAGCACUGAAGUCUGUGGAUGUUGGGCGAUUUGCCGUGCGAGCAGCGCAGCUCGAAAAAGCAAAGCCCAUCAUUGCCUACUGGUGUAACUUUUACAUCGUGAAUCAGAUUAUCGAGAGAGGUCUGCAUACCUCUGAUGACGAAGUGAAGCUGUACACAACGGACCUGAUGGAGAAACUGGAGCAAUUCCAGAACCAGAACCGUGAUAAUGAUGCGAUUUCGGAUUCAAUGGCGGCUAGCGCCUACGUGGAGGAGUUUGGACUUGAGGUUUUUGGGCGCGCAGAGGCCGCCAUGCGGGCCGAUAAAGUGACCAAACAAACAGCAGAUACCUUUCAGGCAGCCGCGACAUUCCUCGAAUUAUGCCAGGUCUGGAACCCCCUUGAGGCUGAAGCUGCCGCGAAGGUGAAAUUUGCGAAGUACCAUGCCGUGAGGAUUGUGAAGGCGAUUAAGGCGGGAGAGGACCCCAACGCGUCGAACCCGAAGAUCGAGGAGGAGGAACUAGAACCAGCAGGAGAUUUAUCUCAGGGCGAACCAGCCGAUCUCGAUGCCGCCGCCCCGUCGUCGCAAAUACCCAUGCAACCAAGGGUUGAAGACGUUCCUGACGAAGCUCAACCCGCGCAAUCUUCAAAUUCACCACUUACCCUGCCACAACCACCAACAACGUUUUCCGAUUUGCCAUCCGCUCCUGAAGGCCCUGCAUUGACACCCGGUCGAACCAUGGAUGUAGGGCCGGACGAUGACUCGCCACUCAAUCUCCCAUCAGCGCCGAACACCUUCGCUUCAGAAACGUCCCCUAAACUUCCUGAUACGCCGACAAAUAUUGGAGCGCACCAUCAGCCGAAACCGUCCAAUGAGUUCCAAUCAUUCCCUCCACCGUCUACAAUGCCUCCUACGAACCCGGCCCCUGCUCCUGCUCCGCACAAUGUAGACUCCUUUUAUAAUGUUCCUAGCGCUGGUGGUCCGUCGCAUCCUGUGCCACCUUCCGGACCGGGUCGUGGAGUGCCAUACCAACCUCCUGUUGCAACUCCGCCCGUGGCUGCGCCUGCAACAUAUAGCCAGGCGCCUUCGCAUGGCCUAGACGAACAAGCAAUUUCCCUAGCUCAAAAACAUGCACGGUGGGCUGUAUCCGCGCUCACCUUUGACGAUGUCAACACAGCAAUCAAAGAGCUACGGAACUCUUUGAAGCAACUUGGAGCGGAGUGA
Molecule: messenger RNA, 1221 nt
Organism: Aspergillus puulaauensis
Lineage: Eukaryota; Fungi; Ascomycota; Eurotiomycetes; Eurotiales; Aspergillaceae
Exons: 4
Coding region: 1-1221 (406 amino acids)
Biological process (GO): late endosome to vacuole transport via multivesicular body sorting pathway
Cellular component (GO): multivesicular body
Source: RefSeq, a predicted model, not a curated record